UAGACAUCGCCGUUGUAAUUAAGCCCCCCCGAGCCCUUAUCCCCGAAAUGCCUGAAGACAACCGCCAAACCAAGAACAUACUGAUCACGGGCGCAGGCGGCCUGCUCGGGCCCCUUCUGGCGGCCCGCCUGCUCUCGGACCCGCAGUACCGCGUGCUGCUGACCGACGUGGUCGAGCCCGCGGUGCCGCAGCGCGGCACCGCAGCAUCCUCCCCAUCCUCCCCCUACUACCCGGAGCACGCGACGACGGUGCGGGGCGACCUGACGAGCCCGGAGUUUGUCGGCGCGCUGGUGGCGCACCCGGCGGCCCAGCCGCGCCUGCACGCCGCCUUCCUCUUCCACGGCGUCAUGUCGGCCGCCGCCGAGGCCGACCCGGCCCUCUCGCUGCGCGUCAACUUCGACUCGGUCCGCCUGCUGGCCGACGCCCUCCGCGCCCGCCACCCGGGCGUCCGCGUCAUCUACGCUUCCUCCCUCGCCGUCUUUGGCCCGCCCUUCCCCACCACCACCACCACAACCACCACCACAACCACCACGGCGGCGACGGCGCCGACGACAGACGGUGGCGGCGACAACAGCGACAGCGGCAGCGGUAGCAACAGCGGAGACGGCGCCGUCCGGCGAGUCAAGGUGCCGCCGUCGGCGUGGCCGCCGACGCCGCAGAGCACGUACGGGGCGCACAAACUGAUGGCGGAGGUGUACCUGAACGAGGCGCACCGGCGCGGGUGGCUGGACGUGGUGAUCGCGCGGCUGCCGACGGUGAGCGUGCGGCCGGGGAAGCCGACGGGGGCGGCGUCGAGCUUCCUGAGCGACAUGAUCCGGGAGCCGAUGGCCGGGCGCGAGUGCGUGGUGCCGCUGCGGGACCGGUGCUUCCGCGCGUUCCUGGCGUCGCCCGCGACCGUGGUGGAGAACCUGGUCCGGGUGCUCUCGUGGGACGGCCGCCGGGCGCUGGCACUGCUGCCGCCGCACGCGAGGCAGGUGCUCUUCCCCGGCAUCGCGGUCAGCAUCCGGGAGCUGAGGGACGCGCUGGCGCGGCACGGCGGCGAGGACAAGCUGCGGCUCAUCCGGGAGGUGGAGGACGAGGGGCUGGAGAGGAUCCUGAGGAGCUGGGCCGAGGACUUUGACAUCGACGAGUCGCUACGCCUGGGAUUGGCGGUGGACGAGAGCGCGGAUGCGCUAGUGAGGCAGUACGUGGAAAGCCUGCGGGCUUGAUUAGUAGGUAACAGUGUAAGUACCUUGGUUACUACAGGCUGCUAAUUGGAUCAUCCGAGGUACUUGACUUGUUGGGUAGUAAGUCCAAUCGAAUAUUGAUACAGUCU
Messenger RNA from Thermothelomyces thermophilus ATCC 42464, 1315 nucleotides. Its product is annotated as epimerase/hydratase. Lineage: Eukaryota; Fungi; Ascomycota; Sordariomycetes; Sordariales; Chaetomiaceae. The record is from RefSeq and is a predicted model, not a curated record. The transcript is spliced from 2 exons. The coding region runs from base 48 to 1208 and encodes 386 amino acids.